Molecule: messenger RNA, 4900 nt
Organism: Platichthys flesus (European flounder)
Lineage: Eukaryota; Metazoa; Chordata; Actinopteri; Pleuronectiformes; Pleuronectidae
Gene: ano7
Product: anoctamin 7
Exons: 23
Coding region: 274-2949 (891 amino acids)
Biological process (GO): calcium activated phospholipid scrambling; chloride transmembrane transport
Cellular component (GO): plasma membrane
Molecular function (GO): protein dimerization activity; chloride channel activity
Source: RefSeq, a predicted model, not a curated record
GUAUGUGUGUAUGUCUUUGACUGUAUGUUUGUGCCUGUGUGUGUUUGUGUGUCGCUGUGUGUGUGUGUCUGUAUGUGUGUGUGUGUGUGUGACUGUGUGUGACUGUCUGUAUGUCUGUGACUUUGACUGUGUGUUUGUGACUGUGUGUGUGUGUCUGUGUGUGUGACUGUGUGUGUGUGUGUGUGUCUGUGUGUGUGUGUGUGUGUGUGUGUGUGUGUGUGUGUGUGUGUGUAUGUGUGUGUGUGUCUGUGUGUUCAGGUCUGCAGCAGGAGCAUGUGGAGGGGGGGGGGUCAGAUGGAGGACAGCACCACCCUCAUCGUCAUGGAAACCAAGCAGGAGAACAGCUAUGGCAGCAUCACCAUGAGUGCACCUGUUCAACCUCCAGACCGGAACGUGUUCAGCGACAGAGCGACUCGAGUCGAUUACGUGUUGGUGUGGGAGGAGCCUCGGAUCUCCCAGAACGAGCAGAGUGUCGGUGUUAAUCCCGCCCACCGGAAGUGGAGGGAGGAGUUUCUGGGGAAACUGAAACUCUGUGGGCUGCUGCAGGAACAGAAGAUAGUCCAUCAGACAAAGAUUAGGAUUUGUUUCGUCCUCCUCAGCGCUCCAUGGAGCGUCCUCUGUUAUUACGCCGAGGAGAUCAGUCUGAGAGUCCCUCUGCAGGUGGUCAACUCCCCAAACAUGUCCUGGUCUGAGCAGGUUCUGUCCUGGUUGUCCCUCCCUAACCCUCUGUCCCAGGAUGUCCCCAACCCCCCACUGUGCUACUACACCUGUCAGUUCAGGCCCAACAAGCUGCAGAGGUUUCUGGGAAGCGACAACAAAGAGACGUUUUUCAAGACGACUCAGAGACACCAGGUGCUGUAUGAGAUCCUGGCCCGGACCCCGUACGGUUCCGUGAACAGGGGGCGGGUGGGAAUCGACCGCCUGCUGAGCGAGCAGGUGUUCACGGCUGCGUACCCGCUGCACGAGGGGGCGUUCCAGCUGCCGGCCCCCCCGCUGCCUCCCCAGGCCUACAGCCUGAGACAGGUCCUGUACUGGCACUGGGCCCGCUGGUCCUGCUGGAGGCGCUACCAGCCCCUGGACCACAUCCGGGAGUACUUCGGAGAGAAGAUCGCUCUGUACUUCGCCUGGCUCGGUUUCUACACGGCUUGGCUGUUACCGGCGUCUCUACUGGGAACACUGGUCUUCAUGGUGGGAGUUUGUCUGAUGGUCACUGAUGUCCCAGCGAAGGAGGUGUGUGACAGUGGAGACGGCUUCGUCAUGUGUCCGACUUGUAACAUCUGCUCCUUCUGGAACUACUCCAGCAUCUGUGUCACCUACAAGGCAGGUAUCCUGUUUGAUAAUGGAGGGACGGUGUUUCUCAGCGUCUUCAUGUCCCUGUGGGCCGUCACCUUCCUGGAGUACUGGAAGAGAAGCUGCUCGUCUCUGUCUCAUCGGUGGAACUGCUCCGACUUCGAGGAAAACGAGGAGCGACCUCGUCCAGAGUUCACCGCCAUGGCACCGAUGACCGUGAGGAACCCGGUGACGGGCGCAGAGGAACCUUAUUUUCCUGAAAACAAACGAUUCAACAGAACGUUGAGCGGCUGCAUGGUCAUCAUCAUCAUGAUUGUGUUGGUGCUGAUGUGCCUCAUCGCCAUCAUUCUGUGCCGCAGCAUCCUCAGCAUCCUCAUCUACAAGUCCAGAAACAGCUUCUUCAGCCUCUCUGCUGGGAGAAUAGCCAGUUUGACAUCGUCAGUGUUGAACCUGUUGGUCAUCCUCAUGUUGUCCAGGGUUUACACGGCUCUGGCCCACAUGCUCACCCGCUGGGAAAUGCAUCGCACUCAGAGUAAGUACGAAGACAUGUUCAUCCUCAAAGUUUUCAUCUUCCAGUUUGUCAACUUCUACUCGUCUCCGGUUUACAUCGCCUUCUUCAAAGGCAGGUUUGUUGGUUACCCUGGAAACUACAACACUCUGUUUGGAAUUCGUAAUGAAGAUUGUGGAGCAGGAGGGUGUCUGGUUGAACUGGCUCAAGAGCUGCUGGUGAUCAUGGUCGGAAAACAGCUGAUAAAUAACAUCCAGGAGUUCAUCAUCCCGAAGUUAAAGGCCUGGUGGCAGAAGAGGAGGAUGAGUCCAGUGCAGAGGGAGGUGAAGGAAGAUGGAGGAGAGGAGGCUCAGUGGGAACAGCACCAGCAGGGGGAGCUCCCUCCCUGGGAGGCCGACUACCAGCUCCUGGUGUGUGAAGGUCUCCUCAGCGAGUACCUGGAGAUGGUGAUUCAGUUUGGGUUCAUCACCAUCUUUGUGGCGGCUUGUCCUCUCGCUCCUGUCUUCGCGCUCAUUAAUAACUGGGUGGAGAUCCGACUGGAUGCACAGAAGUUUGUUACUGAAUAUCGCCGCCCUGUGGUGGAGCAAGCUCAGGACAUCGGCAUCUGGUUACCCAUCAUGCAGUUCAUCACACACACAGCUGUCCUCAGCAACGCGUUCCUCAUAGCGUUCACCUCGUCCUUCCUGCCUCGUCUGUACUACCGCUACACCAGAGACAGCACACUGAGCGGCUUCGUCAACUUCACAUUGGCAACGUCCCACAACUACACCCAGCAAGGCAAGAGCACCUCCUGCAGGUAUCAGGGUUUCAGGGAUGAACAGGGUCAAUACCUGCCUCAUUUCUUUCACCUCCUCGCCAUACAACUGGCUUUCGUUAUCGUCUUUGAGCAUGUGGUCUUCUUCAUUGGUCGUCUGAUCGACAUGAUGGUCCCCGACGUCCCUGAGGAGGUGGAGAUGAAGAUUAAGAGGGAGCACUACAUGGCUAAAAGGGCCCUGGCUGAGAACCGGACUGUGACGGACACCAUGUUUCCUGGUGAACAAGACCCUCUGUCCUGCAGUCUGAGACAGCGUGGAUCUAGACCCUUGCAACCAAUACAGAAUGAGUCCCCACCACCGAACUUGAAGAAGAUCCCAGAGGAAACUGACUCCUGAGGCAGCUGCUAAGAUGAAGCAGUGGACUCUGUCCUGGAUGUCUUCCUAUUACCUCACCAUCCACUUUGAAAUGACUGAGCUUCUCCUUCUGAUUGACCUUCCUGACAAAACCUCUGUGCGACUUCCACAAGUUCAACAAGGACCCUGUUAAAUCCUCACAGGUCCUUCAAGAACUUUGCAGGACCUAGAAGAUAGAGAAGAUGUAGAGCUACAAGACCAUUAUGGAUCUACAGUUGUAAUCAGAAUUAUUCAACCCCCUCACCUCAAAAUACAUUAUAGUGAUGUUGAUGACUGAUAAUGACAGAAGUUGACUUAACUUUGAAGUUCAAAUGAAAAAUGUAACUCUGUUAACAUGUGUGCAUGUUCAGUAAUAUUCAACCCCCAGCUUCAGGACCUUGAGGAGCAUCCUCUAACUUUUAUAACUUCUGAAAAAUGUUUUCAGUAAGUGUGGUCAAGCUUCUCACACAUCUCGAUCAGAACCUUUGCCCAUUUUUCACGUGCCUCAGGCUCAGUGAUGUUUGAUGGCUUCCGUGCUGCACCUGCCUUCUUUAAAUCCCACCAAAGAGUAUAUAUAUAUAUAUAUGCAUCCCAGCUGAAAUAAAUGAAGGAGUAUUAUAGAGUUCCCAGAGGCUUAAUUAUGUUUCAACUCCACUUUAGGUCAUAAAAACUGUCAGACAGCUUUAAAAACUACAAUAUUAUAUCAGGGUUUAAUAAUUAUGACAUGGCUCAUAACAGAAUAUACUGUUACACACAAAUACUACAUCAUGCAUUUUCUGUGUGGAUUUCAUGUAUCACUCAACUCAGAAGUCAUCUGAAGCAGAAUCUUGAUCUUUGAAAAAACUGCAAUUGAUAAAUCCUUAAAAUCUUUGGGGGGGUUGAAUAUUUCUGAUUGCAACUGUACAACAACAAAAACACUUAUUGGACCUCUGCUCGACUUUAACUAGACCUGCAAGACUCCUUAUUGUCUACUAAAUCUACAUGUGUUGUAAUGAAUAUCUACACAUCCUACAAGAGAAAGGGCAAAUAGGACCUAAAUGUAUGUGACAGCUGCGCUAGAGCUAAGUGAUGUCAGUUAACUUGAAGCAGAUCUCCAUAUCACAUCUGCAAGACCUCUGCUCAACAUCUACAAGAACAACAAGAGGAUCAGUCCUUGUCCUUUAAGAACUCCAUAUGAGGCUCACGCAAGAUGUUUCCAGGUUCUCUGCAAGAACUUCAACACAUUUGUUAGAGCAUCACACAAUCUAAGAGUCCUGUUAUAUCUGUACAAAUUCUUCAGGAUCUCUCAUAAAGUUACUGUAUGAACUACUCUGCAGGAGCAAAAACUCUGUCCUUUCAGAGACUACCUCCUUGAUAUAAUGCUCACAAGUGCAUUUAAAAACUUCCCUUCCCUUUAAAAAUGUUUCUCUUUCUCAUUUGACUGUUCCAGAUCUCUCUUCUUCUCUUCUCUCUAGAGAGGGAUUCUAUUUCUUGGCUAAAAAGCGAAUCUACUUUUCAAUAAACAUUAAUUUCAAAAACAAAUUUACCCAGAACAUGAUGUUUUAGAACCCUAACCCUAGUGUAGUUAUUAAUGAUAUUUUGAGCAACUUAUUUGUAUUAUCUUUUGCCUCCACUUGAUGAUCCUGCUGAUAUGACUUGGAUCACUUUGUACACUGUGUUCCUCUCCGUGGAAGAUAUAACCAAACUGCCAUCUGGCUAUAACUUGUCCAUGAAAACACUCUUACAUGCAAGUUAUGAUCAAGUCGGUGUAUGCACAUAACCUUUGUAUGUUUUACGUUCACCAUCUUAACUGCUAACUCAUCCUACUGUUUUUAAUGUAUUGCAUAGUUUCAUGCUGUUUCACUAUACAUUUAUAUUUAAUAGUAUUCUUCAAUUGUUAUUAAGUGUUUUCUUUCUGGUUGAAAUGCCUGUGUGGUCUUUUCUCAGCAAGUACUGAAUAAAAUGUUAUCCAUAA